UCGCACGCAAUCACUCGCAUUCUCUUCGGCGACGCACACCGGAGAACGCGCCCGUCGCUGCACACGUCUUCAGUGAGUUCGACGCCGGUACAUCACGUACAUCACCAGUCGCAGUUUUACAAUUAUUAAUUUUUUUUUUUUUACGCGAUCUCACGUGUUUUUGCGAUAUCUUUGAAACGAUAAUAUAUCGCCAGUCAAAUUUUGUUUUGAUUUUUUUUUUUUAAUUUUUUUCCGCGCCGUAUCGAUACGCGCGUACUUUGACGUCGCCGCUGUCGACGGUCCUUGCGUUGUGCACGUAAAAUGCAUAUUUUUGAAGAUAACGCACUGCAACCGACAAUGAUGCACCACAAGUUGACUUCGAAGAAAAUGGAUUACUCGCACUGUCCGCUGAAAAAACGACCGGUCCACUACGUCAAAAGCGAGUACAUCAAAGAAGAGAUGGAUUUCGACAACACGGACGAAUGUUUGGAACCGGAAAACCUGAGCACCAAACCGCAAGACUUGAGCGUGAGAUGCAAGACGGCCGCUGUGGCGCCGUUGGCCGUGAAAAAGGAAUUGUCGUCGCCUUCGUACGAACACCAUCCAAAUGCCGCGGUGCCGUUGUCGUCUCCGUACUACGGUCAUCCCGACCACCAUCAACAGCAAGAACAACAGCGCCACCGACUUCAACAGCAACCGUUCCAGCCGACGGCCGUCAAAGCCGGACCGCUAGAACCGUUGUGCUUGAACAUCGCGGGCGCACACCAUCCGGCCGCCGCGCAGGCCGCCGUCGCCGCUUACCAUCACCACAACAACAACCGGCACUACGCUCCGACCACGCCGAGGCCCGUUCCCGCUCAGUACCCGAACUCCGGUUACCUGGCCGGUUUCAUGUACCACUCGCCCGGUACCGACGGCAACGUCAGCGCCAUGUUGACCGCUUACCCGCCGACCGUGAUGGCCAUCGCUCGGGACGCGUCCCUGUCCCCGCCCGCGGCCCGCACCGGUUCCGCUUUCAAGCCGUUGCUGCAGCUCACGCCGCCCGCCACCGCGGCCGUGGCGCCCGUCCGCAGCCCGCCGCCGGCGGUGCAUCUCACCUGGUACGGACGGCCCGCGGUCAGCAGCAGUUGGUCGCCGUCGUCCGCGGAAGUCGACUCGUCGUCACUUCCGCCGCCGUCGUCCGCGUCUUCGUCGUCCGCCAUGUCGCCGUCGUACGGUCCGCCGCAGCCGCAGCAUCAGCAUCAAUAUCAACUGCAGCAACAGCAGUAUUCCGGCGGCGAGAGCGACGCCUCGACGGUCAGCGGCAUCAAGCGCGAAUCGCCGUCCGUCUCGGGACGGUACAAGUGCGUCGCUUGCUCGAAAACGUACUCGACCGUUUCCGGUCUGACCAAGCACCAGCAAUAUCACUGCACCAACGACGAGUCGCACUGUGCCGCCAAGACUUUCUGCUGCAAGUACUGCGACAAAGCGUACAACACGCUCGGCGCGCUCAAGAUGCACAUCCGCACGCACACGUUGCCGUGCAUAUGCAACAUGUGCGGCAAGGCGUUCAGCCGUCCGUGGCUGCUGCAGGGACACAUCCGCACCCACACCGGCGAGAAGCCGUUCUCGUGCCAACACUGCAACAGGGCUUUCGCCGACAGGUCCAACCUGCGCGCCCACCUGCAGACCCACUCGGACGUGAAGAAGUACUCGUGUGCCACGUGCAGCAAGACGUUCAGCCGCAUGUCGUUGCUCACCAAGCACUGUGACACAGGAUGCCCACGAAUGCUGCAACAGUCCCAUCACCAGCAGCAACAGCAACAGCAACAACAGCAGACGGUCGUGUAGUCUAAACGCGACGCGCACAUAUCAUUAAUUAUACGUGUUAAAUUAUUAAACCUAUUUAUAUUAUAUUAUUUUCAUUAUUAUUAUUAUAUAUUCGUUUAUGGUUAUUAUUAUUAUUAUUAUUGUCGACACGGGCGUCGCGUGAGUUUAUAAUUUUUUUUUUUUUUUUUUUGAGCUUAUAUUGUAUUCCUAUAUGUAUAAAAUAAGUCUUACCGAAAACGGUCGGAAAAAGAUUAUUGAUAACAAACAAACGCUUUAAGUAAAUCUCUGCCGACCUACGCCUAAGUCAUUCGUCAUAUUAUAUGCAAUGUUUUAUUUAAUUAUUAGACGUACUAGUCACAUUACUAUCAACAUAAUUUGCACUGUUUUUAGAUUAAGUUCAUAUAUUUUUUCUCUCAUAAAUUAUAUUAUUAUUUUGUUUAUAACGGGUACGCGCCGUGUACAAGACGGUGAUGUAAUCGUACAGCUGCACUGUACCUAUAUGCGCUGCGAUGACAUAUUAUACAUUUUGAAAAUCCGGUCCCUUUGUCGUACCCGGAGGUGCCUAUAUACCUAUUAUUAUUAUUAUUAUAUUGUGUAAAAAAUAUUUUGCUUCGGGUGCAUGAACGCUAUAACUAUUACCUAAAUGAUGUAACGUUAAUAUUAUAUACAACGGAACUUUAUUAUUACACUUGUAUUAUUUAUCAUUGUAAUAUGUACACUAAUACAUUAUAUAAAGACUGCUGUACACUACUAUUUAAGUCGCCAUAAUGUUUAACUAGUCGUUCCCGUCGUUCUCUGUAUAACCGAAUCACACGAUGAUGUACUCGUAGUUAUAUCAAGACGACGUAAUAAUAAUAUAUAACAGUUAUUAUUAUUUAUUGUAUAGUAUUAUGAAUAUGUUUGAUUAGUAUUAUUAUUAUUAUUUUUUUUUUCAUAUGAAUUUUUCUGUAUUAUUUAACCAACAUUAUUUUCAUUAUUAUUUGUCGACUGGGUUUAUAUUUCCUUUAAUAAAACAAAAAAUGUGAUACAUGAA
Molecule: messenger RNA, 2821 nt
Organism: Aphis gossypii (cotton aphid)
Lineage: Eukaryota; Metazoa; Arthropoda; Insecta; Hemiptera; Aphididae
Product: protein snail-like
Exons: 2
Coding region: 301-1809 (502 amino acids)
Biological process (GO): regulation of DNA-templated transcription
Molecular function (GO): RNA polymerase II cis-regulatory region sequence-specific DNA binding; DNA-binding transcription factor activity, RNA polymerase II-specific
Source: RefSeq, a predicted model, not a curated record